Messenger RNA from Parathielavia appendiculata, 3252 nucleotides. RefSeq lists its product as uncharacterized. NCBI's taxonomy places the organism in Eukaryota, Fungi, Ascomycota, Sordariomycetes, Sordariales, Chaetomiaceae. Bases 1 to 3252 code for a protein of 1083 amino acids. The record is from RefSeq and is a predicted model, not a curated record. Gene Ontology annotation, molecular function: tRNA binding; ribosomal large subunit binding. Gene Ontology annotation, biological process: rescue of stalled cytosolic ribosome; ribosome-associated ubiquitin-dependent protein catabolic process. Gene Ontology annotation, cellular component: RQC complex. The transcript has 2 exons.
AUGAAGCAGAGAUUUUCGUCACUGGAUGUCAAGGUCAUCUCCCACGAGCUCGCCGAAGCCCUCGUGUCCUUGCGCCUCUCCAACAUCUACGACCUCAACUCCAAGAUUCUCCUACUUAAAUUUGCCAAGCCCGACAGCCGACAGCAGCUUCUCAUAGAGUCCGGGUUCCGCUGUCACUUGACCGAUUUCGCCCGUGCCGCCGCUCCCGCCCCAAGCCCGUUCGUCUCGCGUCUGCGCAAGUUCCUCAAGACACGCCGAGUCACCGGCGUCUCGCAAAUUGGCACGGACCGCAUCAUCGAAUUUCAGUUUAGCGAUGGUGCAUACCGCCUCUACCUUGAGUUCUUUGCCAGCGGGAAUGUUAUCUUGACAGAUGCCGACCUCAAAAUUCUCGCCCUAUUGAGGAACGUCCCGGAGGGUGAAGGGCAGGAACCCCAGCGAGUGGGCUUGACGUAUACGCUGGAGAACAGGCAGAAUUCUGGAGGUGUUCCGCCCCUGACGAAAGAACGCCUCCGAGAUGCUCUCAGGACGGCGGCGGCAUUAGCCGCUGCCAAAAAGACCAAGAAAAAGGGAGCCGAUGAGUUGAGACGAGGUCUUGCGACGACAAUAACCGAACUGCCACCAGUUCUGGUCGACCAUGUCUUUCGUCUCACUAGCUUUGACGCCGCCAUCAAGCCGGCUGACGUUCUGGACAACGAGUUGUUGCUCGACGCACUGUUCCACUCACUCGAACGGGCCCGUUCGAUCCUCGACGAAGUUACCAGCUCGCCUACCUCGAAAGGGUACAUCAUUGCGAAGCCCAAUCCACGGGCCACGGAACAGGUUGAUGUUGGCGAGCAGGAACAGAAAAACCAGCCACAGAACCUGCUCUAUGAGGAUUUUCAGCCAUUCUUGCCGAAGCAGUUCGAGGACGACCCGAGCUGCCAACUAUUAUCAUUUGAGGGCUACAAUAAGACGGUCGACGAAUUUUUUUCUUCGCUUGAGGGCCAGAAACUUGAGUCGCGCCUGCAAGAACGCGAAGCCACGGCCAAACGGAAACUUGAAGCUGCGCGUCGCGACCAGGCUCAGCGAAUCGAGGGCCUUCAGGGGGCGCAGAUGCUGAACCUGCGUAAGGCCGCGGCCAUUGAGGCUAAUAUCGAAAGGGUCCAGGAGGCAAUGGAUGCCAUCAAUGGCCUGCUUCAGCAGGGCAUGGACUGGGUGGACGUGAAUAAGCUAGUCGAACGGGAGCAGAAACAGCACAAUCCUGUCGCCGAGAUUAUUAAGCUUCCCAUGAGACUCAGCGAGAACAUCAUAACACUUUUGCUCGGCGAGGAGGAAGAAGAAGAAGCCGAGGCUGAAGACAAGAUGGAUUUUGACUACGACACGGAUGAAGAACCUGCCGAAGAUGCCGUGGUGGAGAAAGACAAGGGACCAGACAAGCGGCUUGCCAUCGAUAUCAACCUGAAGCUUAGCCCGUGGAUUAACGCCCGGGAGUACUACGAGCAAAAGCGCACAGCGGCCGAAAAACAGCAAAAGACGAUUCAGCAAGCUGAAAUUGCCCUCAAGAAUGCAGAGCUCAAGAUUACCGAGGACCUCAAAAAGGGCCUAAAGCAGGAGAAACCGGUACUGCAGCCCAUCCGGAAGCAGAUGUGGUUUGAGAAGUUUAUCUGGUUUAUUUCCUCAGACGGCUAUCUUGUGCUCGGUGGCCGGGAUGCCCAACAGAACGAGAUUCUUUACAAGCGGUACCUCAGGAAAGGCGACGUUUAUGUUCACGCCGACAUGCACGGCGCGGCUUCCGUCAUCAUCAAGAACAACCCCAAGACGCCAGAUGCCCCUAUCCCGCCUUCAACACUCGCUCAAGCUGGCAGCUUGUCGGUGUGUUGCUCCAACGCGUGGGAUUCCAAGGCAGCAAUGGGCGCCUGGUGGGUGAAUGCCGACCAAGUUUCCAAGUCGGCGCCAGCUGGGGAAUAUCUGCCCGUGGGCUCGUUCAUGGUCCGGGGAAAGCGCAACCUGCUUGCGCCAGCGCUGCUGAUGCUUGGCUUCGGGUUGAUGUUCAAGAUAUCCGAGGAGAGCAAGGCCAAACACGUCAGGCAUAGGUUGUACGACGCUGCAGACAUCAGCACGACUGGUGCCGCGUCCGUCAGUGCGACCGCAGAGAUGGAAAGCGGUGCCGCCUCUGACAAGGAAGAAAACCUCAUGGCGGGCAGCGACGAAGAGGGAGACAAUGACCAAGAGAAGAGGACAAACCCUCUGCAACCGGGUGGACCGGAUCAGGCAGAGCUUGAACCCCCACCGGAAAAGGAUGUCGAGCCGCCAACUGAGGAAUUGGCGCGCCUCGGGGUCGAUCCAGAGGCAUCUGCACCUACCACGGAAACUGAGGAACAUGACCACCAGCCCGGGGCUGCCGAAGAAGACGAUGCCGAAGCAGCCGGCGAGGAAGAACAACCCUCUGCGCCGCCGUCAACCACAACGCCGUCCAACACACGCCCCAACACACCCUCUACUUCCACCAUUCAAAAGAAACAACCCCCCUUGAAGCGCGGCCAGCGCGGCAAGGCAAAGAAGAUGGCCGCCAAAUACAAGGACCAAGACGAAGAAGACCGCGCCCUGAUGGAAGAACUUCUGGGCGUCGCCGCGGCGCGCCAAAGAGCUGAGGCCGAGGCCGCCGCCAAGCGCCAGCGCGAAGCUGAGGCUGCCGCCGCCCGCGAGCGCCGCCGCCAGGCGCAGGAGCGCGCCAAGAAGCAGAUUGCGGAGCACGAACAAAUACGCCAGCUCAUGCUCCAGGAGGGCGUCGUCGAUGAUCUCCUUGACGAUACCGCCGAGCAGGCCAUCAUGGAACUGGGCCCGCUGGACGCGCUCGUCGGCACACCGCUGCCGGGAGACGAGAUCCUGGAGGUGGUGCCCGUGUGCGGGCCGUGGAAUGCCAUGGCGAGGGUCAAGUACAAGGCGAAGUUGCAGCCGGGGCAGGUGAAGAAGGGGAAGGCGGUCAAGGAGAUUGUGGAGCGGUGGAGGAUGGCGGCGGCGGCUGGGAAUAAGAAAGGGGGGGUGGUGGAUGAGAAGAGCCAGGAUGUUGAGAAGAUGUGGCCCAGGGAGGUGGAGCUUAUCAAGGGGUUGAAGGUUGAAGAGGUGUUCAAUGUUGUGCCCGUUGGGAAAGUAACCAUCAUGAUGUCCGGGGGAACGGUAGGCGGUGGAUCGGGUGGGAAGAGUGGGGGGAAGGGAGGAGGUGGUGGGGGACAGAAGGGCGGGAAGGGGGGAAAGAGUGGAAAGAGAAAGUAG